Messenger RNA from Tuber aestivum (summer truffle), 2693 nucleotides. The record is from the annotation of a GenBank genome assembly. Lineage: Eukaryota; Fungi; Ascomycota; Pezizomycetes; Pezizales; Tuberaceae.
AUGGAGAAGAGAAAGCUUUAUCGAGAGCUCAAUGGUGCUCGCGGGAUUGGGUCUAAUGCUAGCUUUUAUGGUGCACGCUCUUGGAUCGAGAGGUUGGAUCUGGUAGCUGAGCUAUCGGGGCACGAGGGAUGUGUCAACGCACUCUGGUACCCUCUUCCCCUUUAGAACCGCACUACGGGAUCGAUAGAGCUAAUUGAGCAAAAAGCUGGUCCCGCAGCGGCGAACUCCUAGCCUCCGGUAGCGACGACACACAGGUCAACAUCCACACCGUGUACCCAGACUUUGCGCUUAACACGCGCAUAGACACGGGCCAUACAGAAAACAUCUUUAGUGUAAAGUUCAUGCCUUACUCUUCGGACCGCACCAUACUCUCUGCCGCCGGUGACUCCCAAGUGCGCAUUUUUGACAUCGAGUACGCACCCACGAGCUCAAACUCCGCGGCAAACAAGUCGAACCGGCCCCUCCCCCCUACAUCCGCGCCGGCUGUCGGGCAGCACUUUUUCUUCGGGAGGAGGGUUGUUGCCGGCAGUGAUAUUGCCCCGUUAAAGCGGUAUUCGUACGCGGAGGAUCGGCACAAGGUCUACAGGAACCAUACCUCGCGAGUCAAGAGGAUCGUGACCGAGACGAAUCCGUAUACCUUUUUGACCUGCUCUGAGGAUGGGACCGUGAGGCAGUGGGAUCUCAGGCAGCCGAGUGAGUACUACGCUAGGCCAACUGGGAGGAGGAGGAGAAGGGAUGGUAGAGGGAGGUUACUCUAUGGCAUGACGGUGAUUGACGACGAGGAUGAGGAUGGGCUGGAUGGCAGUGGAGCGCCCCCGCUGAUCAGUUACCGCAAGUGGGGGGUUGAGUUGAAUGCUAUUUCUUGCUCGACGAGUCAGCCGUUUUAUAUCGCUCUGGGCGGUCGGAAUUUGCAUUGCUUCUUGCACGAUAGGAGGAUGUCGGGGAGGGAUUUGGCGGCUGAGAGGGGCGCUGGGAGGAGCCCGAGUUCUAGCUCUAGCUCUAGCUCCACCACUACUACGGCUAUGGAUACGGCGACCAGGUGUGUUAGGAAGUUUGUGCCCAGGCCUGGUAGUGGUGGGGAAUGGGGUGAUCCGCAUAUUACCUCUUGUAAGAUAUCGGAUGCGCAUCCGGAUAACCUACUUGUCUCGUGGAGCGGGGAUGGGAUAUACAUGUUCAACAUCAACCGGAGUCCCGAAGAACCCAGCAGCGGCAACGAGAGUAAGGGGAAGGAAGCCUGGGACCCGGACGAGCGCAGAGAUAGAGACGCAGCAGAUCCGGGGCCUAGUAGCAGUAGUCGCGGUAGGAAACGCAGCGCAGACAGGUCAAUGCCCAAGAGGCCCCGAGAGUCAGACCACGACUCUUCUUCCCCUUCCCCUUCCCCCUCCACCCGCGAGGAAGCAGAAUCCGAAGCAGAAACCGAAGACCGAGACCGGGGCCAAACCCCCAGCGCGCCCUUCCCAGAAGGCCAAUUUCUAACAAUACCUGGCCUACUUACUGCCCUCAAGGAAAAACUCACAACCCUCCAAACAUCCUCCUCCCCGGAAGCGGGAGAGGAACUCGCAAACGACCUCUUAAUUGCUGUAACGCACACCUACCGCCGCAUCCGUCGUAGGCUGCUCUCGAAGGAGCGACAUGACUUGGAAUUCCUCGCCCGCGCCACCCUUGCGGAGAGCAAUUCCGAGUUCCGCCGUCGCCGGGGGGAACGCAAUGAGCGUGCGCGCGCGCGCCGCAAGACACGGGAUUGGGUGCGUGCUGUGGGUUAUUAUGCCCACACGGUGCUACUGGACGGGCAAGUCGAUGGUGAGGACUUUGAGGAAUUGGAGUAUACACGCGAUGUCGGGUAUCGGGUUUUCAAGCUGGCUUGUGGGGUUGCCGCAGCGGGGAGGGAAGGGGGUGUAGAAGUUGCUAGGGGGGAGCAAGGGGUUAGUUUUGGGUUAGGCGAUGAUGAUGGCGAUGGCUAUGGAGGUGGGGAUGCGGGUGAAGAAGGAAUGUUGAGGGAAUACUUCACAGACCUUCUCUUAAACGCAGGUCCCCAUCCAAUCCUGGACGCCUCUGGAAAUACCUUGUAUAAUUCUGAGAGCGACCUAGUAACAUCCCUCCGAACGCUAAUGGGCUCCCCAUCGCCUCCCGCUCAAGCCUCUCACCUAAAAAUGACACUACUCCCAGCUCUCCUCCUAACACUCUGCCCUCCCAUCUCCACCCCCUCCCCCUCCCCCUCCCCCUCCAUUUCCCCCAGCCCCUCGCCCCCCCUCCACCAAACCCACCGCCAACCAAAUCCGCACGCCUCCAUCUCCCCUUCCCACCACUCAUCCCUCUACCUCGGCCACGCCAACACCCUGACAAUAAAGGACGUAACCUUCAUCGGUCAGCGAGACGAGUACGUCGUCUCGGGCUCCGACGACGGCAACUUCUUCAUCUGGGAUGCGCGCAGCGCUCAAAUAGUGAAUAUACUAGCUGGCGACGAGGAAGUCGUCAACGUUGUCGUGGGGCAUCCGCGCGUGCCGAUACUGGCGGUCGCGGGGAUUGGCUGUCGGGUCGGCAUUUUCGCUGUCGAGGGAGGGAGCACGGGGGGGAGGGGACGGAUGGAGGAUGUUUACGGGAUCGUCGCUAGAAAUGAGGGGGCUUCUGGGGCUGGCGCGCGAGAGAUUGUCGGGGAUGGAGGAGCGGUCAGGGCUGUUUGUGUGCCUUCUUAA